AAAGCGCCUUCUCCUUCCUCCCUCCUCCUCCUCUAGAGAGAGAGAGAAGCCGAAGAGAGAGAGAGAGAGAAGGAGGAGGCUUUGGUCUGCCUCUGCUCCGCUCCCCCCCCGCGCUGCGCCGGUCGGCUCUGCUCCUCCUCUGCCUGCCGCCCUUGAUUCUCCUGUCCCCUCCCGCCGAUCCCAUGCGUCACCACUAGCCUCCGCCUCCACCAACCACUGCACCCGCGCCUCCGCUGCUGCUCCCCCCCGUGGCUGGGUGGUUGGCUCCCCUCCCCUUCACUCCCCUCGCCUCCCCGAUCCACCUCCCCGCCGCGCGCCGCGAGGAUCCGUUCUUGGGAUGGCCGUCGUCGAGACCUCCGCCGACCACGCCGCCCCGCCCGCCGCGAGCGCGGCGGAGGGGGAUGCUGGGGAGAGGGAGAUGCGGGAUCUGGAGGACCUGCUCUCCAAGCUCAACCCCAUGGCGGAGGAAUUCGUCCCACCCUCCCUCACCGUCGCCCCCCACGCCCAAGCCCCCGCCCCCGCCCCGCCCGCGUACGGGUACUACCCCAACGGCGCCGGGUUCGUCGCCUCCCCCACGGGGCUCCGCGGCGGCGUCGUCGGCUUCCCCCCCGCCGCCGAUGGCCUCGGGCGCGGCAGGAAGAAGGCUGGUGGUGGUGGGGGUGGAGGGUUCGCCGCCGGCCAGGGCCACGCCGGGAAGCGCCGGAUGAACAGCCGCACCAGCAUGGCGCAGCGCGACGAGGUCAUCCGCCGGACGGUCUACGUCUCCGACAUCGAUCACCAGGUCACUGAAGAGCAACUGGCAGCACUAUUUAUCAACUGUGGGCAGGUUGUGGACUGUCGUAUGUGUGGGGAUCCAAAUUCAGUUCUUCGUUUUGCUUUCAUAGAGUUCACUGAUGAGGAGAGUGCAAGGGCCGCUCUAAAUCUGUCAGGAACUGUGCUGGGAUAUUAUCCUGUCAGGGUGCUGCCGUCAAAAACUGCAAUUGCACCUGUUAACCCAACAUUUCUGCCCAGGUCCGAUGAUGAGCGUGAGAUGUGCGCAAGGACUAUUUACUGCACAAACAUUGACAAGAAGGUCUCUCAGGCAGAUGUGAAAUUGUUCUUCGAGUCGAUAUGUGGAGAGGUAUAUCGGCUGAGGUUGCUUGGUGAUUACCACCAUUCUACUCGCAUUGCCUUUGUGGAGUUUGUGAUGGCUGAAAGUGCCACUGCUGCUCUCAACUGCAGUGGUGUGAUACUGGGUUCCUUGCCAAUAAGGGUGAGCCCCUCAAAGACUCCCGUGCGUCCCCGUGCACCUCGCCAGCUGAUGCACUAGAUGAAUGUAGGUACAGGAGGUGCUGAUGGCACUGCUUAUAUAUAGAGAGAGAUAGACAUAUAUGAAAGAGAAGUUACGAUAUAUGUCUUUUGUUUUGUCUGCUCGGCCUUCUUUUUUUUACUGUACCGUUAGUAAGUAUCUCUACACUUGCAACGGAGGUGCGGAAAACAGCUACCGGGUUUGAUGAUCUUUUUUACCUUGCACAUAGCGCUUCUUAGAAGCGGGCCUGACGCUUUUGUCCUUGAUGCAGCAAGGCAAAACUCCUGGACUUUUGUCGCUGUUCAGUUGUUUGCUGUGUCUUGUUUGCCACUGAAAACCUGAACAACUUCGUUACUUGAAAAAUGAUGGAGACUUACCGUUGUUAUGCUGUAC
Messenger RNA from Oryza brachyantha (malo sina), 1681 nucleotides. RefSeq names its product polyadenylate-binding protein-interacting protein 11. The record is from RefSeq and is a predicted model, not a curated record. The transcript is spliced from 10 exons. Gene Ontology annotation, molecular function: RNA binding. Bases 338 to 1309 code for a protein of 323 amino acids. NCBI's taxonomy places the organism in Eukaryota, Viridiplantae, Streptophyta, Magnoliopsida, Poales, Poaceae.